ACGAACCGUUUAUGAAUACACUCUUGAAUACUCUCAUGAAUACUAUUAAAAUUAAACGCCAAAGCCAGAAAACCACAAGACGCAAAUUUGGCAGACUGCAGAAUCAUUCUGACAUUUAACGCAUUUAUGAGAGAGAGAUUAUUUUUUGGACAUUUACCGAAAAGACUUUGAGUGGAAGUGACAGAAUAGGUAGUGAAAAGUGAAUAUAUAUUUUAUUGAUUUGUAUUUCCAAUAAAUUUUCCAAACACAGGGAUUUAUUACUGAGAACAGUAUUGUUUUUUAGUAAUUCAAGGGAAAGUAUAAUAUAAAAUUUGUCAUGCCACAAUAUAAAGUAAAAGUUAAAUGGGGAAAGGAAUCCUAUCCAGGUAUUGAGGUGAAUACUGAAGAACCUCCUUUGUUAUUUAAAGCUCAGUUAUUUGCAUUAACUGGAGUGCAGCCUGAAAGACAGAAAGUAAUGAUUAAAGGUGUAACGCUCAAAGACAGUGAUUGGGACAAUUUUAAAAUGAAAGAUGGGGUCACUGUUUUAUUGAUGGGUAGUAAAGAAGAAGAUGUUCCAAAGGAACCUGUAGAAAAAACCGUUUUUGUAGAAGAUAUGAAUGAAAGUGAAUUGGCAACAGCAUUAGAUUUACCAGCUGGAUUAACAAAUUUAGGAAACACCUGUUACAUGAAUGCCACUGUACAAUGCUUGAAAGUUGUACCAGAGUUGAGAGAUGCCCUCCAAAAAUUUCAGGGAGAUCGCUGAUAGAUCAGUAUUUUGGUGGAACCUUUGAUGUUGAGUUGAAAUGUGUUGAAGCUGAAGAUGAGCCUGUUUCGAAGAGUAAAGAACAGUUUUUACAAUUGAGCUGCUUCAUUUCCCAAGACGUUCGGUACAUGCAUUCAGGACUGAAAAAUAAACUUCAAGAACAGUUGACAAAAAAAUCAUCAACAUUAGAUAGGGAUGCAAUUUACACUAAGACGUCAAAAAUAAGCCGUUUACCAGCGUAUUUGACGGUACAAUUCGUGAGGUUUUAUUACAAGGAAAAGGAGUCCAUUAACGCAAAAAUUCUAAAAGAUGUGAAAUUUCCAUUAGAUUUUGAUGCCUUCGAGUUGUGUACACCCGAGUUACAAGAAAAACUAGCUCCUAUGCGUGCAAAAUUCAAGGAGUUUGAAGAUAGGCAAAUAGAACUUGCUGGCAGAAAUAAGGAAAAAGUUAAAGGGGAUGCUGAUUCCAAAGAAGAUAAAAAAUAUGAACCUUAUUGUUUUGAAAAUGAUUUGGGUAGUAAUAAUAGUGGAUAUUACACAUUGCAAGCAGUACUAACUCACAGAGGGCGAUCAUCAUCAAGCGGGCAUUACGUAGGAUGGGUCAGGCAGAAAGGAGAUAAUUGGAUUAUGUGUGACGAUGAAAACAUGUCACCUGUAACCACAGAGGACAUUUUGAAACUUUCCGGAGGAGGUGACUGGCAUUGUGCAUAUGUUCUUCUCUAUGGACCUAAACUUUUAGAAAUCCCUUCUCCUGAAGAAAAAAUGGAAACUGAAUAACUGGACUAAAUUCUGAAGGAAAUGCUCGUAAGAUGCUUCAACGAUGAUUGUUAAACUUUGUAUAAAUUUUGAAAAAACUAGUGAACAUACCUGAAUUGGAGAUACGAAAUAAAAGAUGUUUCUUUUUA
This is a messenger RNA of Leptinotarsa decemlineata (Colorado potato beetle), 1646 nucleotides long. It is a transcript of the gene Usp14, whose product is annotated as Ubiquitin specific protease 14. Gene Ontology annotation, molecular function: protein binding; cysteine-type deubiquitinase activity; proteasome binding. The record is from RefSeq and is a predicted model, not a curated record. Gene Ontology annotation, biological process: proteasome-mediated ubiquitin-dependent protein catabolic process; protein deubiquitination; regulation of proteasomal protein catabolic process. NCBI's taxonomy places the organism in Eukaryota, Metazoa, Arthropoda, Insecta, Coleoptera, Chrysomelidae.